AUGUGUGAAGCGUCCCACUUUGGAGAUGCAGAUCCCCCGGAGCGAACAGGGGGCCUAGGGGGACACUGUACCGCGAUGACGAAGGUCCUCGAGAGACAUGCGGUUUCGCUCAUACUUCUCGGUAAAACCGGCUCGCUUGUGCAACUUGAUGCUCUCCUGGUUAUGCCUUCUUCUUGCAUAGAUCCUUAUGAGGAUGAAGAACUUCGUUGGGCCACCAAGAAUAGAUUGCCAGGGUCCAUUAAGUAA
Messenger RNA from Neurospora hispaniola, 246 nucleotides. RefSeq lists its product as uncharacterized. The transcript has 4 exons. Lineage: Eukaryota; Fungi; Ascomycota; Sordariomycetes; Sordariales; Sordariaceae. The coding region runs from base 1 to 246 and encodes 81 amino acids. The record is from RefSeq and is a predicted model, not a curated record.